Messenger RNA from Cucumis sativus (cucumber), 803 nucleotides. RefSeq names its product elongin-C. Gene Ontology annotation, cellular component: elongin complex. Gene Ontology annotation, biological process: ubiquitin-dependent protein catabolic process. Gene Ontology annotation, molecular function: protein-macromolecule adaptor activity. Lineage: Eukaryota; Viridiplantae; Streptophyta; Magnoliopsida; Cucurbitales; Cucurbitaceae. The record is from RefSeq and is a predicted model, not a curated record.
AGUAAAGUGGUAAUUUACCCUUUUUGAUGACGUAGACUACAAUUUAGCUAAGAGUUUGUUGUGAAUGUGAAUGUGAUGACAAAGAAGACCAAAACAAGAAUCGAAAGCUUUCUCUUCAAAGGGAGAGGGAACAAGCAUCUCUCUCAACUACGACCGAAAUGAAGAAGGAAGACACUGUAAAAUUGAUCAGCGCUGAAGGUUUCGAGUUCGUGAUUCACAAGGAUGCUGCCAUGGUUUCUCAAACGAUUCGAAACAUGCUUACUUCCCCAGGAAAUUUUGCUGAAUCGCAGCAUAGAGAAGUGACUUUUCCUGAGAUUAGUACCACCAUUCUCGAGAAGAUUUGCCAAUAUUUUCACUGGAAUCUUCCUUUUGUCAGUGGGAAAGAGACCGAGUUCCCUAUUGAACCUGAAUUGACUCUUGAGUUGAUGAUGGCUGCCAACUAUCUCCAUACAUGAAAUAUGUAACCUCUAUGCACUCUUCCACCCAUUUGACAUUGUAAGCAGAUGGCAAUUUUAUGUGAUAGAUAUAGAUUUCCUUGACUAAUAGAUUGUCAGUGAAGUUCAUUACAAUACUACUUUUGUCUUUUUUUUUUUUUGGUUUGGGGGGGGGGGGGUCAGGAAUUCAUACUUGUGGAUGACAUUGUUGUUUCAUUUCACUCAUUGGAACUCCGUGUCAACUAUUGAGCUCUGGGAUUCACUCCAUGUCAUUACAUUACUCUAGGGAUAAAUUUUCUCUGCAUUUUUUGUGCUUGGACUAUCUUUUAACUUCUCAAGUUAGAUCAUCAUUUGAAGCUGAGGGUUAAA